Triticum urartu is the source of this 2248-nucleotide messenger RNA. Lineage: Eukaryota; Viridiplantae; Streptophyta; Magnoliopsida; Poales; Poaceae. The record is from RefSeq and is a predicted model, not a curated record.
CUUCAAACGAUAUGUUGUAGUUGUUGGACUAGCCUAACUGACGUACAAGCAUUACGAGCGUGCCAAGAUACACUAGCUUUGAAAGAGACAGAAUGUGGAAAGCAAUCCAUGUCUUUAAGUUCCAUGUACGCAGCCGAAGCCAUAGCCACAACUUUUCAUGGACUUUGACUUGACCCAUUCAGCGUCAACUUGUCCAGUGCUGAAAAGAAUAUAGCACAAAUAAGAUUUAUGUGGACAAGUCUCUGGAGCACUUAAUUUCUCUUCCAGGUCUGUUUUGAGUAGAAACUGCACGUCUUACUUGGGCCAUCAUUUUCCUUCCACAAGUGGCACGGCAAAAGGAUUUGACUGAAGGAAGCAAGAAAAGUCUUGACCAGAAACACAAUUUACUGACGCGGUGAGCAGGAAACACCUAUAACUCUGCACCGAGUGCGCAUUUAUCAAUCAUCUAUCUCCCCGGAAUAUCAGAGGAGGAUUGCUUUGCGGUACAGUGCGGCUUGCCAGCAACCCACAGAUGUUAGCACCCUUAAGCAAUCAUCCUACCUGCAUAAACUGAUCGAUCGAUCAGGAUGAAGAUAUUCAGGGCGCAAGGUAAUCCUUGUGCCACAGCUCCGUAUAUAUUUCUCGUGCAGUUGCUCCUUCUCUGCCUGUGUUUAUUCUGCACCGGUUCCGCCCGAUCCAGCCUUACCAAAUGCCCCGGCAGCUCCGUCAACAUCCCAUCCCCUUUCAACAUCCCUGACAACUCGAGCAUCUCGAGGAAUCCAGGCUUCGACAUAUCAUGUGAAUCAACAGGGCCAAUGAUAUUGCUCGGUCGCAAGCAGUACAGGGUCCUGGGCAUCUCGCUGCUCCAGGGCUAUGUACGUGUAACCGGUCACACCGUCUACACCCAGUGCCAGCAGAACGCUGGCCCGGUGACCACAAACUUCAUUGACCUUCGGGGCACGCCUUUCACCUUCUCACACACACUUAACAAGUUCACCGUCGUUGGCUGUGACUCCAUGACCAUGAUACAAAGCCCGGACGUAACGAGUCGGUACAGGGGAGGCUGCGUGUCGUUCUGCGCUUCCGAGGGAAGCAUCACCAGUGGCGCAUGCUCUGGGGUGGGCUGCUGUCAAGCUUCAGUGCCCGAGGAACUCAAGGUACUGAAGUUAGAGUUUACCAGCAUACGGAGCCAGCUCCUGCAGUCCUCCGGAUCUUUGGGGAACAUCAGUAAAAGCAGUAGCGCAUGGUGCAGCAAGGCGUUCAUUGUGGACCAAGGUUCCUAUGUGUUCUCCAGGGAUCACUUGGACAGAAACCUGACAAACCUGCCAAUGGUACUUGACUGGUCUAUAUCCGGCGGCAACUGCUCAGAGGCGCGUAGUGCGCCUCAGACCUACAUGUGCAAGGAGAACACCGAUUGUUAUACCGUGGCAAAUAACACUGCAUACCGCUGCAACUGUUCUGAAGGUUUCACUGGGAACCCUUAUCUGGGAUGCCAAGGUGAGAAAUUCAUGUUUGCAAUAGAUGACACCUUUAUGCUUUGAUUGCCACUAACUUAGAAUAUAUGCCUUAUUCUGAUUUCCCUUUCUCUACAAGAUAUUGAUGAAUGCAAAGACGAAAAUAAGUAUCCCUGCACGCACAGGCACAAGUGCAUCAACACAGUUGGUGGUUUUAACUGUGCAUGCCCCAUGGGCAUGACGGGGGAUGGUAAGAAGCAGGGCACUGGGUGCAAAAGAGAUACAACGCUACUGAUUGCUGCAGGCAAGUUUCACAUGGUCUUAUAACAUUUUCCCUUUUGAAAUGAUCUGCUCAAUCUGAAUGAACGAGCACUUAUUCAUGAAAGUUCCUACUCUCUUUUUUAGGUGGAGGCCUGCCUUUGCUGCUUGUCCUCCUCAUGCUCGGAUUCUGGACCCACUGGCUUUUCACAAAGAGAAAGCUUGCGAAGAUAAGACAGAAAUACUUUUUGCAGAAUGGUGGCAUGCUCCUGAAGCAGCAGAUGUUUUCUCAGAGGGCGCCGUUGAGGAUAUUCACCUCUAGCGAGCUUGAAAAGGCAACCAACAGAUUCAGUGAUGACAACAUAGCUGGCCGAUGUGGGUUUGGAACGGUCUACAAAGGCAUACUAUCUGAUCAAAUGGUUGUGGCGAUCAAGAAGGCGCAGUGAGUUGAUCAGAGCCAGGUGGAACAAUUCGUUAAUGAGAUGGUCAUUCUCUCACAAGUGAACCAUGAGAAUGUGGUCCAGCUAGUUGGUUGUUGUCUCGAGUCAGAAGUUCCA